Messenger RNA from Drosophila melanogaster (fruit fly), 360 nucleotides. RefSeq lists its product as uncharacterized. The transcript has a single exon. Lineage: Eukaryota; Metazoa; Arthropoda; Insecta; Diptera; Drosophilidae. The record is from RefSeq and is marked reviewed. Bases 10 to 294 code for a protein of 94 amino acids.
CACAACAACAUGAAGUACUCCUGUGUUUUGCUCCUGUUGGCCACCGUCGCCUGUUUCCUGGUGAGCCUGUCCAGUGGCAGUACCACGACCACAAGCACAGAUGCCACCACCACAACGACCACCGCCUCGUCCUCGGACACCACUACCACGACAACUUCGUCCUCGGACACCACGACCACCACCACGGCAUCCCCCUCCUCCUCCAAGAAGGAGCACGUGAUCCACUACAAGCGCAAGGUGCACCGCCCCAAGAAGGUCAAGACGAUCCGCAGGAAGAAAAACCGCAGCGGUUAAACAUCUUUAGAUUACCUCAAACACACUUGCAAUUAACCUGAACUCCGAACCCCGAAGACAACUACC